Helianthus annuus (common sunflower) is the source of this 742-nucleotide messenger RNA. RefSeq lists its product as uncharacterized. Bases 82 to 597 code for a protein of 171 amino acids. The record is from RefSeq and is a predicted model, not a curated record. NCBI's taxonomy places the organism in Eukaryota, Viridiplantae, Streptophyta, Magnoliopsida, Asterales, Asteraceae. Gene Ontology annotation, biological process: regulation of DNA endoreduplication. The transcript has a single exon.
AAACCCAUCUCUCUAUCACCUUAUAUUUCCUUGUUUUCAGAGUCUUCUUCUCUUGUUUCUCCACUCCUUUUAUCUUCAUUCAUGGCUACCUCAAAUCUUGAUCCGUUAAUCGUCUCGCUACUCGGCUCCGAUAACCCGAAACAUCCCGAUAUCCGAUAUCACCAAUGCAAUUCAUCAUCAUCAUUAUCAUCACAAACACCCUAUGCAACCAAUGAUGAUAUUCACAAAGAUCAAAAUAUAAACUUACUACUUUCGGGUGGUUUAAAGAUCCAAGUCCCAUCUUCAGAUGGAGAAUUUAAAUUCAGUAAUGAUGAGGAGGAUCCCAAGACUCCAAGAUCAACUGAGCACAGAAUUCCGGUAACUGCAGCUUGUCCACCGGCUCCAAGAAAAGCCACAAGGGUUCCGGUGACUGGAAAACGAAAGACGACCGGCUUUUUUCCGGUAGUACGAGUUCCGGCUGAUUUUAUUGUUUAUGUGGAUGCAAUGCUUGCUUUGAAUGAAGCUGUUUACGUCCCGGAUAUUGUGGUCGGCGAUCUUGGCAACGCCGACCGUGCUAAGAAGUUAAAGCUAUUGCCUGCACCGGCACACGACAUUUGAUUAGGUUUUUUAUAUGUGUAUGUUUGAUUAAUUAGUAUUCUAAUAUAGAGAUAGUUAAAUCGUCUUUAACUAAUUUAAAUAUGAAUUAACAUGUGAGCUGAUGCAUAGAUUUAUAUUGUUCUAUAUCAUUUUGAAGCUUUGAUUC